Messenger RNA from Dicentrarchus labrax (European seabass), 943 nucleotides. RefSeq names its product translocase of inner mitochondrial membrane 9 homolog (gene timm9). Bases 108 to 377 code for a protein of 89 amino acids. The record is from RefSeq and is a predicted model, not a curated record. The transcript has 4 exons. NCBI's taxonomy places the organism in Eukaryota, Metazoa, Chordata, Actinopteri, Moronidae.
AAGAAGAAGAAGAUGAUGAUGAUGAUGAUGAUGAUGCGGGUCACUUCCGCUCACGCGUCCUUCAGCCCGCAGCAGCUUCACGUCACAACGUCCGCAGAAUCUGAAUCAUGGCGGUCCAGGUGUCCGAGUCCGACCAGAUCAAACAGUUUAAGGAGUUUCUGGGGACGUACAACAAGGUGACAGAGAACUGUUUUAUGGAUUGCGUCAAAGAUUUCACCACCAGAGACGUGAAGCCGGAGGAGUCGAGCUGCUCCGAGUCGUGUCUACAGAAAUAUCUGAAGAUGACUCAGCGGAUCUCGAUGCGGUUCCAGGAGUACCACAUCCAGCAGAACGAGGCUCUGGCCGCUAAAGCCGGACUGCUGGGACAGCCUCGCUGAUCUGGACUCAGCCGGUCUGAACUGGACUCAUAACCCUGGCCCUGGCCAUGGCCCUGGUCCAGCAGGUCCAGCAGGUCCAGAUGGAAACAGACUCUGAAGUGAAGCUGGAUCAGAUUUUGUGUUGAAGCUGUUUUUUCUUUUUCUCGUGUCUGCAGAUUAUAAAUGUUCAACGUGUUUCAGGACCAGGAGCAUUUUACUUUUAUCAGGUUCCCAGAGUCCUGGAAAACCUGGAAAACCUGGAAAUGCAUUAAAAUGACCAAAAUCCUGAAAAUCUCUGUUGUCCUGCAAAUGUUUCCGUCUCUCAGGAUCAGAUCUGAAGAGAAUGUGACGUUGAGAGCGGGAAUGGAAUUCUAACCAUUAAAGACUUUUAGAGGCUGAAAUUAAAAUAAAUGUUUCACUUGUUAAGUUUGUUAAAUAAUAAUAAAAUGUUCUGUGCUCAUUGAACAUGUGACAUAUUUUACACAUCAGACUCAGUGUUCAGUCUGAUCGCCCCCUGCUGGACAGACUGUGUCACUACAUCCUCCCUAAAUCACAGUCAGUUAUUUAAUAAAGUUUUAUGAAACAUG